AUGCGUUCACCUGGCCCAGCUGUCAGCACGCACAUCGUCCUUCACGAAGACAAGCAGUACUACCCCUCGGCCCAGUCAGUCUAUGGGCCCGGUGUGGAGAUCGUCGUUCAGGAGGAGGACACCCAGAUGUUGUCCGAGCCGAUCGUCAAGCCGGCUGCCGGGGACACGGCCGCCCCCCGCGCGGGCGCUUCCAGCCUGGUGGAUGAUGCCGGCCUGCCGGAGACGCACUUCAACAAGCACUUCUUGGUAGACAUGCUGUCCAUGCCGGACAUGAUUCGCAAUGUGGCCGUUGUCGGCCAUUUGCAUCACGGCAAGACUACUCUGGUGGAUAUGCUGGUCGCACAGACGCAUGACAUCGAUCUGGAUCUGCGCAGCACGACUCGAUACACCGACACGCACCCGAUUGAGCGCGCGCGCGAGCUUUCCAUCAAGGCGUCGCCGAUGUCACUGGUUCUGCCCGAUCUCCGAGGCAAGUCCUAUGCCAUCAAUGUCCUGGACACUCCGGGCCACGUGAACUUCUACGACGAGACGGCCGCCGCCAUCCAGGUGAGCGACGGCGCGCUGCUGGUCAUCGACGCGGUGGAGGGUGUCAUGCUGGGCACCGAGAAGAUCAUUCGUGAGCUGGUCCAGCAGCGGAUCACCAUCACGGUGAUGAUCUCCAAAAUUGAUCGACUGAUCACCGAGCUUCGCCUCCCGCCCAAGGAUGCCUACGUCAAGUUUGCCCACAUCCUGACCCAGGUGAACCAGCUCAUCUCGCACUACUCUGGCGGGGAUGACUCUCUGCGUGUGUCUCCGGAGCUGGGCAACGUCUGCUUUUCCAGUGGCACCCUGGGCUUUUCCUUCACCCUCGAGUCCUUUGCCACUGUGUACUCGGAUUUGCAUGGUGGUUCCAUCGAUGCUGCCGCUUUCGCCAAGCGUCUGUGGGGCAAUGUCUACUAUGACUCGGCGACGCGGCGCUUUUCCCCGAAGCCGGCCCGCUUCGACAUGCCGCGCACCUUUGUGCAAUUCAUCCUCGAGCCGCUGUAUAAGAUCGUGACCCAGGUGGUGGCCGAGGAUACUGCCUCUUUGCGCCAGACACUGAAUGAGAUCGGUGUUUCCAUCAAGCCGGCGCACUACCGGAUGGAUGUCGGGCCGCUUCUGCGACUGAUUAUGUCCCUCUUCCUGGGCGAUGUGUCCGGGAUCGUCUCGAUGCUGGUCCGACAUGUGCCCUCACCAGUGCGGGGCGGCCCAGCCAAGUCGGCGGUUCUCUUCACCGGCUCCCAGGACUCCCCGGUUGCUGAGGCUAUGGCGCAGUGUGACCCUGCGGGCAUGCUUGUCAUGCAGGUGGUCAAGCUCUAUCCCAAUGCCGACGCCUCUUCCUUCGAUGCGUUCGCACGAGUUCUCAGUGGCACGGUGCGUGUCGGACAGAAUGUCCGCGUGCUGGGCGAGCAGUACUCUCCGGAUUACACCGAGGACGCAGUGGUCACCCCGGUGACCGGUCUCUGGGUCUACGAGUCGCGCUAUCGGAUCCCGGUGGGCCAGGCCUCGGCCGGCGCGUGGAUUCUGCUUGGUGGUGUGGACGCCUCCAUCACGAAGACCGCCACCAUUGUGGAUGGGUCGCGGCGUUUCCUGGCUUCGCUGCAGGAGGACGACUUGCACAUCUGCCGGCCACUGCGUCACUUCAACCAUUCGAUCGUGAAGGUCGCGAUUGAGCCGCUGCAUCCGGCCGAGCUGCCCAAGAUGUUGGAUGGUCUGCGCAAGAUCAGCAAGACAUACCCUCUGUCUUUCACUCGGGUGGAGGAGUCCGGCGAGCACACCCUCUUCGGCACCGGGGAGCUGUACCUGGACUGCAUCAUGCAUGAUCUGCGUCAGAUGUUUGCAGCCAUCGAGAUCAAGGUGUCAGACCCGCUGGUCACCUUCAACGAGACUGUCAUCAAUGUGUCGGCCAUCCGGUGCACGACCGAGUCGCUGAAUAAGAAGAACAAGCUUACGGUCAUUGCCGAGCCUCUGGAUGAGGGCCUGGCGGCGGACAUCGAGGAGGGCCGCCUGUCGUCCAAGUGGUCUUCCGACGAUGUGAGCAAGUUCCUGCAGGACAAGUACCACUGGGAUGUCCUGGCGGCUGGCAAUGUUUGGGCCUUCGGGCCAGAGAAUGUUGGGCCCAACCUCUUCAUCAAUGAUACCCUGCCCUCGGAGGUGGACGCGAAUCGGCUGUUGUCUGCGCGGGAUCACAUUGUCCAGGGGUUCCAGUGGGGUGCCAAGGAGGGCCCUCUGUGCGAUGAGCCCAUGCGCAACACCAAGUUCCGUCUGCAGGACGCCAUCCUGGCCGACGACCCCAUUUCCCGGAAUGCUGGUCAGAUCAUCCCGGCCUCGCGGCGGGUGUGCUAUGCGGCCUUCUUGACCGCCACCCCCCGGCUGAUGGAGCCAGUGUACCUGGUGGAGAUUGUUGUUCCCUUCGCGGCUCGGUCGGCCAUCUAUGGUCUGCUGGGUGAGCGCCGUGGUCAUAUCAUCUCCGAGCUCCCUCUGCCCGGGUCAACCCAGUACCUCCUGAAGGCGCACAUCCCGGUGAUGGAUUCCUUCGGCUUCGAAACCGAUCUGCGUGUCAACACCCAGGGUGCGGCCUUCUGCCUUCAGCUGUUUGAUCACUGGCGUGUGGUCCCGGGGAAUCCCCUUGAUGAGACUCAGAAUGUUCUGCCGCUUGAGGUGGCCACCGCCACGCAGCUGGCCCGGGACUUCAUGAUCAAGACUCGUCGCCGGAAAGGUCUCAGUGAGGAUGCCUCCAUCGGCAAGUACUUCGAUGACCCGGAGACCUUGCAGAUUGUCAAGGAGUUCUUGUAAGCCUUGUCGAGAUCCAGGUAUUCUUGUCCAUGGGGACCAGUGUGCUCGCUCGACUCCCUCGCGCCCAUGUGUGUCUGGCUGCUUGUAGGUUCUCUGUCCUUGCGGGAGUGUGUGUCUGUGUGUGUCUGUGCCUGUGUGUGUCCAGAUGUCUGUACAUUCUCCCAUGCGCUGGGAGCAGUCAUUCUUCGAUGCCUCCCUCUUUCUCUCACUCGCCCGCUCGAUUGCUCUCGAGUCCCCCUUCUUUCUUCCUGUCCUCUGGGGGGUGGCCCACCCACUGAGGGAGAGUAGUGCCGGGAGAGGCGAGCCGGCAAAGAGCACCGUGCAGGCAGGCAGGAAGGCACGCGCCGAGCCAUGCUCCAAUGGAAAAAAUAACAACACACGAGCAACAUUUCCC
This is a messenger RNA of Fonticula alba, 3208 nucleotides long. Its product is annotated as elongation factor 2. Bases 1 to 2814 code for a protein of 937 amino acids. NCBI's taxonomy places the organism in Eukaryota, Rotosphaerida, Fonticulaceae. The record is from RefSeq and is a predicted model, not a curated record. The transcript is spliced from 9 exons. Gene Ontology annotation, cellular component: U2-type catalytic step 2 spliceosome; U4/U6 x U5 tri-snRNP complex; cytosol. Gene Ontology annotation, molecular function: GTPase activity; U5 snRNA binding; translation elongation factor activity. Gene Ontology annotation, biological process: mRNA splicing, via spliceosome.